UGACUAAGUCUACUUGUAAUUGAGACGGACUGACUUCCUUUCAAGGGUUUUUAUUUAUUUUUUACAUGCAUAUGUAACACCGUCACCAUGUUGCGUAGAAGAAGCGAAUUUUACAUCUUCCUCGACGGCUCCUCGGUGAAAGCCGAGAGGGAGGAGAGAAAUCUGAGUCCUUAUCAAGAGUAUCUGCAGGUGCUUCUACAAAUGAAAAUGACCAGCAAUGAUCAAUUUGACAACUUGGAGAAGCACACGCAGUGGGGGAUCGAUUUUCUGGAGAGGUACACGAAGUUCGUCAAGGAAAGGUCGGAGAUAGAAACCAACUAUGCAAAACAAAUUAGGAAUUUAUCAAAGAAGUACCAACCCAAGAAGAACUCUCGAGAAGAGGAAGAAAGCAAGUACACGUUCUGCCGAGCCUUCCUGAUGACGCUCAACGAACUCAACGACUAUGCGGGGCAACACGAGGUGAUCGCAGAGAACCUGACGUCGCAGAUCAUCACCGAGCUCUCGCGCUACCUGCUGGAUCUCAAAGCUGAGAGGAAAUCGCACUUCCACGAUGGCCGCAAAGCACAGCAGCACAUCGAAAGCUCGUGGAAACAGCUGGAGUCGUGCAAAAGGAGGUUUGAGCGGGAUUGCAAAGAGGCAGACCGAGCACAGCAGUACUUUGAGAAGAUGGACUCUGACAUCAACGUGACCAAGGCUGAUGUGGAAAAGCGAAGUUCCCUCAAGGCGCGGCAGCAAGCUCAGGUCAAGCACCAGAUGGCGUCCGACAGCAAGAGCGAUUACUCGUCCUACCUGCAGAAGUUCAACCAGGAGCAGAAUGAACAUUACUACACGGUCAUCCCCCACGUCUUCCAGAAACUUCAAGACAUGGAGGAGAAGAGGAUCGAGAGGAUAGGGGUGUGCAUGAAGACGUUUGCCGACGUGGACCGCCAGGUGCUGCCCAUCGUGGGGAAGUGUUUAGACGGCAUGACGUCGGCCGCCGGCUCCAUCGAGCCCAAGACAGACUCCAAGCAGGUGGUGGAGUCCUACAAGUCCGGUUUCGAGCCCCCGGGAGACGUUGAGUUUGAGGACUACGGGCAGGCCAUGACCAGGACGGCGUCCGACACGAGCCUGACCAACUCGCGGGACGGCAAAGAGAGACCUGCCGGCAAGAGCAAGGGCAAGCUGUGGCCUUUCAUUAAGAACAAAAACAAGCUUAUGUCCCUGUUAACGUCCCCCCGCCAGCCCCCACCUGCCCCACCAGCCUCAUCCCCGCCCUCACCCUCUGCUGUUCCCAACGACUCCCAGUCUCCCAAGCAGCACAAGGAGCCCCUCUCCCACCGCCUCAACGACUUCAUGGCAUCCAAACCCAAAAUGCACUGCCUCCGGAGCCUGAGGCGAGGGCUUUCUCUCAAGCUGAUCACACUCAAUUCCCACGUCCGGAAUCUCAUUGAGGGUUCUGGACCCGAGGACUUCAGCCACCUUCCACCGGAGCAGAGGAGGAAGAAGCUGCAGUCCAAGCUGGACGACCUCAACAAAGACAUCCAGAAGGAGAUGGACCAGAGAGACGCGCUGACCAAGAUGAAAGACGUCUACGUGAAGAACCCCCAGAUGGGCGACCCCGCCAGCGUGGACCCUCGGCUAGCGGAGAUCGGCCAGAACAUGGAGAAGCUCCAGUUUGACGUGCAGAAAUUCGAGGGCUGGCUCGCCGAGGUGGAGGAGAAAAUGCCGUCCAAGAGCGACUCGCACCGGAGGAGCGGACUUUACGAGAGCCAGAACAGCACGGCGGUGAACAACAACUGCGCCCAGGACCGAGAGAGGCCCUCGAGCAGCCCGGACGGCAGCUACACGGAGGAGCAGAACCCGGAGACGCUCGUCAAAGCCAACGCCAACCCCGCGUCCACCACGCCAGAGUUUGACGACGAGUUCGACGACGAGGAGACGCUGCCAACCAUCGGCACCUGCAAAGCCUUGUACCCUUUUGACGGCCACAACGAGGGCACCAUCUCGGUGGCGGAGGGCGAGCUGCUGUACGUCAUCGAGGAGGACAAAGGCGACGGCUGGACGCGAGUGCGCAGGAACGAGGACGAGGAAGGCUACGUGCCCACGUCUUACGUGGAGGUCUUUUUGGGAACAAACGCCAAAGAUCCCUAAGCGUGCGAGGCUGGCUGAGGAGUGGCAGGGCAAGCAGCCUAAGGGGGAAAUCACCGAGACGGCCAAUUAGAACCCAUUUUCCACGCCACACACACACACACACACACACGCACUCAAAGAAGCGACAACAAAUACAAACUGUUGGUGUUUGUCAUCCUAACCGCUUCUGCCGUAACGACACACGCAGUUACGCUUUCUGCCAGCAGAGCUUUGCCCACUAACCCUCCUCGCUCAGUGGGCGUGGUCAGAGAGAGGCCCACCCACAGGAGGCCCCGCCUCCCUCCCCGCCCAUCCAACAUGCUGUGUGAAAGUGUGGACGCGAAGGAGCUCGCGGCGACUGUGUUCAUCCCGCCAUCACGCCCCCCCCCCCCCACCGCCCCUCUCUCUGACCCGACGCCACCCUGGUCCACCCCCCCGCCCCCCCACUCCCGCACACCCCUACUCCCCCCGCCCCCCUGCAGGCUCGCACCUCGGCGGCCGUCUUUCGGGGUCACGCCGCGGCGUGCUGCAUGCUUGCCCUGUCGUCCUCCUCGCCCCCCCUUGCCACGGGAGUCGGCGGUGGUGGGGUGGCGGCCGGGUCACCCCGCACCCCCAUACCUCUCUUCCUCCGGCCUUUACGUUCAGUUUAACCCCCCCUCAUUGCCUGAUCGAACUCACGUAACCUGAAUGCGCCAUGACAGACCACGCCCCCUCCCAGAUUUCAGGUAGUGCAGUACGUUUGUGUUGCUGUCGUGUGAUGUCAUCAGCGUCUAACCCCGCCCUUUUACUGUAUAUGAGCCUGCGUCAUGUGACCAGAAUGAGAGACUUCCUGUUCAUUCUCCUAAAAUCACCGCAUUGGCAAGACUAAACUCGAGCAGUUAUGUCCAAGCAUCACACGGCACGUACCUUUUUUUUUUUUUUGGUCAUUUCCAUUUUUCUAUCAUUGUUUUGACAACUUCUGCCUGGACUGAAACCAUUUUACUGCAAAAACCACGGGCAGAGGGAGGAAUCAAACCUGCGACUUAAAGCAUGCAGGAGCGCUAGGGCCGCGCUGAAGAGAAAACCACGUAUCGGAGAGUCGGUAGUAGGAUAUUUAAGUUGUAAUGUUCCCAGAAUCUCGUACCGUUACGAGAAUCAAGCUUUAAUUUUACGGGAAUAAGUUAUAUUAACUGAAAACAUGGCAAAUUUAUGGGAAUUAAGUUGUAAUAUUCAGAGAAAAAGUUACGUGAUUUUUAUCUGUAGUAGCAGUAAAGUCGUAAUUGGUGGACAAAGUCGUAACGUUACGAGAAAAACUCACAAAGCUGAGCGAAAUAUUUCUAAUAUUUAAAAAAAAGUUAUUUAGCCAGAAAACAUGAUUAGUUUAUAGGAAUAAAGUUGAAAUAUUCCAAGAAAAAGUUACGUGAUUUUUAUUUGUAAUAGCAGUAAAGUCGUGAUUGCAGGUAAAAGUCGUAACGUUAUGAGAAAAAACUCAUAAAGCUGAGCGAAAUAUUUCUAAUAUUACAAAAAACACUUAUUUAGCCAAACAAAAUGGUAAAUUUAUGGGAAUAAAGUUUAAAUAUUCCCAGAAAAAGUUACGUGAUAUUUAGUUGUAGUAGCAGUAAAGUCGGAAUUGACGGACAAAGUCGAUACAUUACGAGAAAAAUACACAAAGCUGAGCGAAAUAUUUCUAAUAUUAUAAAAAAAAAUGUUUUUUAGCCAGAAAACACGGUAAAUUUAUAGGACUAAAGUUGAAAUAUUCACAGGAAAAGUUUCGGGAUUUUUUUGAAAUCGCAGUAAUUGAAGGUAAGAGUCGUAAUGUUACGAGAAAAAACUCAAAGCUGAACGGAAUAUUUCUAAUAUGAUUAAAAAAACAUUAUUUACCAGAAAACAUGGUAAAAUUAUGGGAAUAAAGUUGUAAUAUUCACAGGAAAAGUUCUGUGAUUUUUCGAAAUAGCAGUAAUUGAAGGUAAAAGUCGUAACGUUACGAGAAAAAACUCAAAGCUGAACGAAAUUUUCUAAUAUGAUAAAAAAAAGUUAUGUGAACUGAAAACAUGGCAAAUUAAUGGGAAUAAAGUUGUGAUAUUCUGAGAAAAAGUUACGUGAUUUUUAUUUGUAGUUGCAGUGAAGUCGUAAUUGGCGGACAAAGUCUUAACUUUAUGAGAAAAAUUCACAAAGCUGAGCGAAAUAUUUCUAAUAUUAUAAAAAAACGUGUCAUUUAGUCCAAAAAAAUGGAAAAUUUAUAGGAAUAAAGUUGAAAUAUUCCGAGAAAAAGUUACAUGAUUUUUAUUUGGAAUAGCAGUAAAGUCGUGAUUGAAGGUAAAAGUCAUAACGUUAUGAGAAAAAACUCAAAGCUGAGCGAAAUAUUUCUAAUAUUACAAAAAAAAAUUAUUUAGCCAGAAAAAAUGGUAAAUUUAUAGGAAUAAAGUUGAAAUAUUCCGAGAAAAAGUUACGUGAUUUUUAUUUGUAAUAGCAGUAAAGUCGUGAUUGAAGGUAAAAGUCAUAACGUUACGAGAAAAAACUCAAAGCUGAGCGAAAUACUUCUAAUAUGAUUAAAAAAAAAAAAAAAAGUUUUAUUACCAGAAAACAUGGUAAAUUUAUGGGAAUAAAGUUGUAAUAUUAUGAGAAAAAGUUAGGGGAUUUUUAUUUGUAGUAGCAGCAAAGUCGUAAUUGGCGGACAAAGUCGUAACAUUACGAGAAAAAUUCACAAAGCUGAGCAAAAUAUUUCUGAUAUGAUAAAAAAAAAAGUUUUAUUACCAGAAAACAUGGUAAAUUUAUGAGAAUAAAGUUGUAAUAUUCACAGGAAAAGUUCCAGGAUUUUUUUGAAAUAACAGUAAUUGAAGGUAAAAGUCGUAACGUCACGAGAAAAAACUCAAAGCUGAGCGAAAUAUUUUUAAUAUAAUAAAAAAAAAGUUUUAUUACCAGAAAACAUGGUAAAUUUAUGGGAAUAAAGUUGUAAUAUUCACAGGAAAAGUUACGGGAUUAAAAAAAAAAAUAGUAACGUAAUUAAAGGGAAAAGUCGUAACGUUACGAGAAAACACUCAAAGCCGAGCGAAAUAUUUGUAAUAUGAUUAAAAAAAAAAAGUUAUAUUGCCAGAAAACAUGAUACGUUUAUAGGAAUAAAGUUGUAAUAUUCACAGGAAAAGUUCCGUGAUUUAAAAAAAAAAAUUGCAGAAAAGUUGUAAUUGAACGUAGAAGUCGUAAUGUUACGAGAAAAAAUUCAAAAGCUGAGCGAAAUAUUUCAAAUAUGAUAAAUAAGUUACAUUACCAGAAAACAUGUCACAUGUAUGGGAAUAAAUACAUUUGUAAUAUUCAAAGUAAAACACAUGACUUUUCUGUACAUUGUAGCAGUAAAGUCGUAAUUGAAGGAAGAAGUCGUAAUGUUACGAAAAUAAAAAUCUCAAGGCUGAGCGAAAUAUUUCUAUUAUGAGUAACUACUGUAAAUUAUAUUACCAAAGAACAUGGGAAUAAAGUCGUAAUAUUGAAAGAAAAAGUUCAGUGAUCUGAUUUUUGUAAUAGCAGUACCGUCAUAAUAGAGAAAGGUAAAAGUUGUAAUGUUACGAGAACAAAACCUCAAAAGUUGAGCAAAAUAUUUAUAUUACCUGAAUAAGUUACGUUACCAGAAAACAUGGUCGAUUUGUGGGAAAAGUUGUUAUAUUCAAAGAAAAAGUAUUGGAGUUUUUCUGAAGUUGUAACGUUGCGAGAAAAACAAAAUCUCAAAACUGAGCAAAAUAUUUCUACUACGAUAAAUAUGUCAAUACCAGAAACAUGGCACAUUUGUAGGAAUAAAAUUACAAUAUUCAGAGAAAAAGUCAUGUGAAAUUUUAUUUAUGUAUGUUAUAGCAGUCCAGUCGUAACUGGUGAAAAAAGUCGUAACGUUACAUGAACGAAAUCUCAAAUUUAAGCCGAAUAUUUCUGACAUGAAUAAGUUAUAUUAACCAGGGUAAUUUUACGAGAAUAAAGUUGUAAUAUUCAGAGGAAAAUUCACAGGAUUUUCUUAGAACACUUUAUGGUAUUAAAGUCGUAAUAUUCAGAGAACAAGUUACGCGAUUCUUUAUGUACGUUACAGCGGUGAAGUCGUAAUUGGAGGAAAAAAUCGAAACGUUACAUUUCAUUUCAAAGCUAAGCAAAAUAUUUCUAUUACGUGAACAAGUUAUAUUUCUAUAAAACUUUAUGGGAUUAAAGUCGUAAUACUCAGAGAACAAGUUACGCCAUUUUUUUGUAUGUUACAGCAGCGAUGUCGUAAUUGGAGGAAAAAUUCAAAACAUUACGGGAACAUUUCAUUUCAAAGCUAAGCAAAAUAUUUAUUUUAUGUAAUCAGGUUAAAUUUCUAGAAAAUUUGUCGUAAUAUUCAGAGAACAAGUUACGCGAUUUUUCUGUACGUUACAGCGGUGAAGUCGUAAUUGGAGAAAAAAAUGGAAACGUUACGGGAACAUUUAAUUUCAAAGCUAAGCAAAAUAUUUAUUUCACGUGAACAAGUUAUAAUGCUAGAAAACUUUAUGGGAUUAAAGUCGUAAUAUUCAGAGAACAAGUUACGCGAUUUUUCUGUACGUUACAGCGGUGAAGUCGUAAUUGGAGGAAAAAAUCUAAACAUUACGGGAACAUUUCGUUUCAAAGAUAAGCAAAAUAGUUAUUUUACGUGAACAAGUUAUAUUUCUAGAAAACUUUAUGGGAUUAAAGUCUCAAUACUCAGAGAACAAGUUAUACGCCAUUUUUGUACGUUACAGCGAAUGAUGUCGUAAUUGGAGGAAAAAAUCCAAACGUUACGGAAACAUUUAAUUUCAAAGCUAAACAAAAUAUUUCUAUCACGUGAACUAGUUAUAUUCCUAGAAAACUUUACGGGAUUAAAGUCGUAAUAUUCAGAGAACAAGUUACGCGAUUUUUCUGUACAUUAAAGCGGUGAAAUCGUAAUUGAAGGAAAAAAUCGAAAUGUUACGGGAACAUUUCAUUUCAAACCUAAGGAUAACAUUUUUAUCAUGUGAACAAGUUAUAUUUCUAAAAAACUUUAUGGGACUGAAGUCGUAGUAUUCAGAGAACAAGUUACGCGAUUUUUCUGUACGUUACAGCGGUGAAGUCGUAAUUGGAAGAAAAAAUGGAAAUGUUACGGGAACAUUUCAUUUUAAAGCUAAGCAAAAUAUUUAUUUUACGUGAACAGGUUAUAUUUCUAGAAAACUUUAUGGGAUUAAAGUCGUAAUAUUCAGAGAACAAAUUAUGCGAUUUUUCUGUAAAUUGUAACUGGAGGUAAAAAAAAAUCGAAAUGUUACAAGUAGACAAUAUUUCGAUUACCAAAAUAAAGUUGGGAAGAUACAGGGAUGAUGUAAAAUAUGUGUAGCUUGAAUAAAAAGACAUUGUUAUGAAAAUAAAUAUUACAUUUGCAACAUUUCAUGAGAAGAAAAGUUAUAUUUUAAUGGUGAAAUAUUUUCAAGUAUUUUGUGGGAACGUUACGCAUUUUUACCUAGUAGUCUUUUGUUGUUGUGGCAGAGUAGUUUAGUGUUCAGCGCGGCCUUAAUGCUCCGUAAUGAAACCACUUGUGAUUACAUGAAAGCCCUCACACACACAAACAGAGAAUAUAUAUAUAUAUAUGAAUAAAGAUGAAAACGGAAUAAAACGAUCUAUUUUAACUCGUGUUUUGCAGGAGUGAAACGACCACAACGGUGUGUUUUUGCACUUUUUGUCUCUCGUCUUUUUUUCCGCCGGGGUCGAUCAUCGCUUGUGUUUCUUUUUUCUGGAGCACUGAAUACUUUGUAUUUGUGUUGACCGUGCCAAUUAAAAACAAUUGCCUGGGAAAAGUCA
Messenger RNA from Nerophis ophidion (straightnose pipefish), 7878 nucleotides. It is a transcript of the gene fnbp1b, whose product is annotated as formin-binding protein 1. Gene Ontology annotation, molecular function: protein binding. The transcript is spliced from 19 exons. NCBI's taxonomy places the organism in Eukaryota, Metazoa, Chordata, Actinopteri, Syngnathiformes, Syngnathidae. The record is from RefSeq and is a predicted model, not a curated record. Gene Ontology annotation, biological process: signal transduction. Bases 88 to 2130 code for a protein of 680 amino acids.